Messenger RNA from Dipodomys spectabilis (banner-tailed kangaroo rat), 2477 nucleotides. RefSeq names its product thyroid hormone receptor beta (gene Thrb). The record is from RefSeq and is a predicted model, not a curated record. The transcript has 10 exons. Gene Ontology annotation, molecular function: nuclear receptor activity; RNA polymerase II cis-regulatory region sequence-specific DNA binding; zinc ion binding. Bases 287 to 1675 code for a protein of 462 amino acids. NCBI's taxonomy places the organism in Eukaryota, Metazoa, Chordata, Mammalia, Rodentia, Heteromyidae. Gene Ontology annotation, biological process: thyroid hormone receptor signaling pathway; negative regulation of transcription by RNA polymerase II; cell differentiation.
CCAUUUCCUCGCUGCGCCCCUGGCGGAGCCGGGUUUGCCUGCUCUCGGCCGCCGCCGCCGCCACCGUCGUCGUCGCGCGAGUCGGCCCGCCAAGAGGACUGGAGGGGAAACCAGGUCACCGGUUGGCACCGCCGGCGCCGAGCAGGGGGCGUCCCCGGGGCCCCGGAGUAAGAUCUGUGGAUUCGUUUCCAGUUGGCUGACCUGCAUGGAUGCCAAGUUCUGCACAUGAUUUAUGAAUAAGAAGGCAAUGUCAGUGAGAAAAAGGAUCCAGAAUGAUUACUAACCUAUGACUCCCAACAGUAUGACAGAAAAUGGCCUUCCAGCCUGGGACAAACCGAAACACUGUCCAGACCGGGAAGAGGACUGGAAGCUAGUAGGAAUGUCUGAAGCCUGCCUGCAUAGGAAGAGCCAUGCAGAGAGGCGCAGCAGCACACUGAAGAAUGAGCAAUCCUCACCACACCUCAUUCAGGCCACCUGGACGAACUCCAUCUUCCAUCUGGACCAUGACGAUGUGAACGAUCAGAGCGUCUCCAGCGCCCAGACCUUCCAAACAGAGGAGAAGAAAUGUAAAGGGUACAUCCCCAGCUACUUAGACAAAGACGAGCUUUGUGUUGUGUGUGGGGACAAGGCUACAGGAUAUCACUACCGCUGCAUCACCUGUGAAGGCUGUAAGGGUUUCUUUAGAAGAACCAUUCAGAAAAAUCUCCAUCCAUCCUAUUCCUGCAAAUAUGAAGGAAAAUGUGUCAUAGACAAAGUCACUCGAAAUCAGUGCCAGGAAUGUCGCUUUAAGAAAUGCAUCUAUGUUGGCAUGGCAACGGAUUUGGUGCUGGAUGACAGCAAGAGGCUGGCCAAGAGGAAGCUGAUAGAGGAGAACCGGGAGAAGAGGCGGCGGGAGGAGUUGCAGAAAUCCAUAGGGCACAAGCCGGAGCCCACAGAUGAGGAGUGGGAGCUCAUCAAGACCGUGACUGAAGCACACGUGGCCACCAAUGCCCAGGGCAGCCACUGGAAGCAGAAACGGAAAUUUCUGCCAGAAGACAUUGGACAAGCACCAAUAGUAAAUGCCCCAGAAGGCGGGAAGGUGGACUUGGAAGCCUUCAGCCAUUUUACAAAAAUCAUCACACCAGCGAUCACCAGAGUGGUGGAUUUUGCCAAAAAGUUGCCUAUGUUUUGUGAGCUGCCAUGCGAAGACCAGAUCAUCCUCCUCAAAGGCUGCUGCAUGGAGAUCAUGUCCCUCCGAGCCGCUGUGCGCUAUGACCCAGAAAGUGAGACUUUAACCUUGAAUGGGGAAAUGGCCGUGACACGGGGCCAGCUGAAAAACGGAGGUCUUGGGGUGGUGUCAGAUGCCAUCUUCGACCUGGGCAUGUCUCUGUCGUCUUUCAAUCUGGAUGACACGGAAGUCGCCCUUCUUCAGGCCGUCCUGCUGAUGUCCUCAGAUCGCCCAGGGCUGGCCUGUGUGGAGAGAAUAGAGAAAUACCAAGACAGUUUCCUGCUGGCCUUUGAACACUAUAUCAAUUACCGAAAACACCACGUGACACACUUUUGGCCAAAACUCCUGAUGAAAGUGACAGACCUGCGGAUGAUUGGAGCCUGCCACGCCAGCCGUUUCCUCCACAUGAAGGUGGAAUGCCCCACAGAGCUCUUCCCCCCUUUGUUCUUGGAAGUGUUCGAGGAUUAGACUGGAUUCAUUCUCAUAAUUCCUACAGCACUGCUGGGUGUCAUUUCAUUCCAUUGCCUAAGCUCUCUGUUUGUUUCCUUGUUUCUUUGUGUCUGGAGGGAGUGUGUGAGGGGAAGGGAGGAAGUCCUGGCCUAGACAUGGAUGAAAUUGCCCCUCAAAUGCGGGUACUUGUCACUAUUGCAUUUAGUUCUCCUGUCCUUGGAUGUGAAUGCUUUGAAGGUUUCACAGCAGUGGAAGUAGAGGUGGGGUGGGGAACGACCAUUUCACCAGCAUUAAGCCAUCACCAGCUCCCACCUGUCCCUAGUCAGAGACCUGAGCAAGAAGAAAAGCACUGCAGAAGACUAAAGAAGCCUUAAAACCAAGACAAUCUAGUUAGUCUAAUCCAAUCCUGAUCCUUUUUUGGGCUCAACAAACAGAAAUCACCCACUAUUAGUUAGAUGUGACCUGUAGCUUUUUAAGGGAAGAUUCAAACUAAUUUUCACUCUUCGGGAGCGUGUUGCUUUCGGUAUUCUUCUUCCCUCCUAGCCACAUAACUUAGAAUGCAUAGGAAUAUUGCAUCCUGACAUAUCAGCUGUCCUUUCCAUAUCAUUUUUGAAACUUUUAUGAUUCAAGUUGCACAAGAGAGUGGCUCUAAGGUGUGCAGGAAUUUGACUGGUUGGGGCCACAGGAAAAUAACUUUUUUUAGUGAGCCCCUCCCCCAAAUUAGGAAUCUUUACCAAUGUCAGUGACUCUGUAGUUUCCAAACCUUCUCCUCACAGCAGGAAAACUUCAGGAAGACUUGUCCGAUGGGUUUAGGCUCCCA